GGCGGGAGCGGCGGCUGCGCCGGGAGGGCCCCGGGGAGGCCUCGGGAGCCCCGGGAGAACCGGAGCGAGCCCGAAGCCAUCCCCGGAGCCCCGAGCCGAGCCCCGGAGCCAGCGCUGAGGCCUGAGCCGCGUCCCGGAUCCCGUCAGAAGCCCCGACCCGACCCUCGGAGCCCCGAACCGGCCCCGGAGCCUCAGCCCGGUCCCCGGAGCUUCGCCGCCGCCGCCGCCUCCUCUCCGAGCUCCGGUCGCUGCCGGUUCCCAGCUCCCGUUCCCCCAUCCCGGUUCCCUCCCUGAGCCCCGAACCGGGCGCUCCUCCCCGUCCCAGCUCCGUCCGGGUCCCCGUUAGCCCCUUCCCCCUUCCCGGUUCCCGUUCCCCCAUCGCGGUUCCCGUUCCCCAUCCCGUUCCCUCUCUGAGCCCCCGUUCCCGGCCGUUCCCCCAUCCCAUUCCCGGUUUAUCCCCUGUUCCCCCCGUUCCCCCCGUUAUCCCGUUACCCCCGUCACCCCCGUUACCCCUUUACUCCUAUAAUCCCGGUUAUCCCGGUUACUCUGUUACCCCCGUUACCCCUCUAUCCCCGAUACCCCCAUUAUCCCCGUUACCCCGGUUAUCCCGGUUACCCCGUUAUCCGCCGUUACCCCCAUUAUCCCGUUACCCCGUUAGCCCCGUUAUCCCGGUUCUCUAGGCCGCGCGUUGCUAAGCAACGCGUCGCGCCCUGACGCAGCCUCCAGUUGCGGUCGCUUAGCAACGCGUCGCGCUGCUGACGUCACUUCCUCCUUCCUCCUCCCUCGGCGCCGCCAUCAUGGCGGCCGUGUCGGUGUUCCCGUCCCCGGGCGAGCUCGGCGCGGCCCUGGCGCGCUCGGUGGCGGAGGCGGCGGCCGAGGCGGUGGCGAGCGGCGGCCGCUUCACGCUGGGGCUGUCCGGGGGCUCGCUGGUGCCGCUGCUGGCGCGGGAGCUGCCGCCCGCCCUCAGCGCCGUGGCGGGCUCCGAGCCGAGCCGCUGGCUCGUGGCGUUCUGCGAUGAGCGCCUCGUGCCGCCCGAGCACCCCGAGAGCACCGGCGGCGCGUACCGGUCCCAGCUGCUGUCCCAGUUCGCCGCCCCCCCCCAGGUGCUCUGGGUCCGCUCUGAGCUGGGCCCGGCCGAGGCCGCCCGGGACUACGAGGAGCAGCUCAGGAAGGCGUUCCCAGGCGAGGAGCCGCCCCGCUUUGACCUGCUGCUGCUGGGGGUGGGGCCGGACGGUCACACGUGCUCGCUGUUCCCGGGCCACGCCCUGCUCCAGGUGAGCCCC
Molecule: messenger RNA, 1283 nt
Organism: Camarhynchus parvulus
Lineage: Eukaryota; Metazoa; Chordata; Aves; Passeriformes; Thraupidae
Gene: PGLS
Product: 6-phosphogluconolactonase
Exons: 3
Biological process (GO): pentose-phosphate shunt; carbohydrate metabolic process
Molecular function (GO): 6-phosphogluconolactonase activity
Source: RefSeq, a predicted model, not a curated record